Messenger RNA from Malaya genurostris, 6676 nucleotides. It is a transcript of the gene l(3)72Ab, whose product is annotated as U5 small nuclear ribonucleoprotein 200 kDa helicase. NCBI's taxonomy places the organism in Eukaryota, Metazoa, Arthropoda, Insecta, Diptera, Culicidae. Gene Ontology annotation, cellular component: nucleus. Gene Ontology annotation, molecular function: ATP hydrolysis activity; ATP binding; nucleic acid binding. The record is from RefSeq and is a predicted model, not a curated record. The coding region runs from base 98 to 6529 and encodes 2143 amino acids. The transcript is spliced from 6 exons.
UCGAAAACAAGCCGGACGGUGUUGUAUUCGAAUUUAUAAAAUACGGCUUUUUCUCGUGAAAAAACUGCACAAAACCUACUGAAAUCGACGAAAAAGGAUGGCUGAUGCCGCAGCACGUCAGCUGCAGUACGAGUACAAAGCGAACUCAAAUCUUGUCCUGCAAGCUGAUGUUCGUUUGAUCGAGCGCCCCAGAAGAGAUGAAGCCACCGGAGAAGUGCUGUCCCUGGUUGGGAAACUGGAGGGUACCCGAAUGGGUGACCGUGCCCAGCGGACCAAACCGGAGAAAACGGAAGAGCGGAAGGCGAAGCGUCAAAAACGAGACGAAGCCCAGUAUGAUUUUAACAGCAUGAAAGGAGCUACGUUGCUUUCGGAAGGAAUCGAUGAGAUGGUCGGGAUUGUGUAUCGACCUAAGACCCAAGAAACUCGUCAAACCUACGAAGUGCUGUUGAGUUUCAUUCAGGAAGCCAUCGGUGAUCAACCGAGGGAUAUUUUGUGCGGAGCAGCGGAUGAGAUUUUGGCGGUUAUGAAAAAUGACAAAAUGAAAGAUCGUGAACGGAAACGGGAGAUCGAUGGGUUGCUGGGAACGGUGACGGAUGAGCGGUUCGCUUUGUUGGUCAAUCUCGGCAAAAAAAUUACCGAUUUUGGUUCGGAUGCGGCCAGCGCAAUGGGUGUCACGGCUGAGGAACAGAUUGACGACACGUACGGGAUUAACGUGCAGUUCGAGGAAUCCGAGGAGGAAAGUGACGAAGACAAGUAUGGGGAAAUUCGGGACGAUGAUGCACAGGACGAAGGCGAGGAAGCUCGCGAUGAUGGAAUGUUGCACGCGGAAAAUCUCGGUGGUAACGAGGAGGGUAAAAAGGAGAAAGCCCUGGAUCCGCGUGAUAUCGACGCCCAUUGGUUGCAGCGUUGUCUGCGCAAGUACUACAAUGAUUCCAUGUUGUCGCAGGCCAAAGCCGGUGAAGUGUUGGGAGUUUUGAAGGAUGCCGGCGAUGAUCGCGAGUGUGAGAAUCAGUUGGUUCUGCUGCUCGGGUACGAUUGUUUCGAUUUUAUCAAACUGUUGAAGAAAAAUCGACAGAUGGUUUUGUACUGCACGAUGUUGGCUUCGUCGCAGAGUGAAAGUGAACGGAUUAAGAUCAGGGAGAAGAUGAAGACGGAUGGUUAUCUGGCGAAGAUUCUGCGUCAGCUGGAUACCGGUAAACAGGAGAUGGAUGACUACGAGAGUGAGAAGGCUAAGAUGCAGCGUAGACGGAAGGAACAGGAUGAUGAUAAUAUGGAAGGGAUUGGAGGGCAAAUUCCUGGCAAUCGAAAUUUGUUGGAGUUGGAUGAAUUGGCAUUUACGCAGGGUUCUCAUCUGAUGGCAAACAAGCGCUGUCAGUUGCCGGAUGGAAGUUUCCGAAAGCAACGGAAGGGUUACGAGGAAGUUCACGUACCGGCUUUGAAGCCGAAGGCAUUUGAAGAAAACGAAGAGUUGCUGGUGAUUGAAAAGUUGCCGAAGUAUGUGCAGCCCGUUUUUUCUGGGUUUAAGACACUUAAUCGGAUCCAGAGCCGACUGUACAAGACGGCGUUGGAAAGUGAUGAAAAUUUGUUGCUGUGCGCUCCGACUGGUGCCGGUAAGACGAAUGUGGCUUUGCUGACGAUGAUGCGCGAGAUUGGAAAGCACAUCAACGACGACGGUACGAUCAACGUGGAAGAGUUUAAAAUUAUUUACAUUGCUCCAAUGCGUUCGUUGGUACAGGAAAUGGUGGGUAACUUUGGGAAGCGUUUGUCUACGUACAAUUUGACGGUGUCCGAAUUGACUGGCGACCAUCAGCUCAGUCGGGAACAGAUUGCAGCUACGCAAGUGAUUGUCUGCACGCCGGAAAAGUGGGAUAUCAUCACCCGAAAGGGAGGUGAAAAAACCUACACUCAGCUGGUGCGAUUGGUGAUCAUCGACGAAAUUCAUCUGCUGCAUGAUGAGCGUGGUCCAGUCCUGGAAUCGUUGGUUGCCCGUACGAUUCGAAACAUUGAAACGACUCAGGAAGACGUUCGACUGGUUGGACUGUCGGCUACUCUUCCGAAUUAUCAAGAUGUGGCAACAUUUUUGCGAGUUCGCCCUGAGACGGGAUUGUUCUACUUCGACAACAGUUAUAGGCCGGUGGCUUUGGAACAGCAGUACAUUGGUGUCACGGAGAAAAAGGCCCUCAAACGGUUCCAGGUGAUGAACGACAUUGUCUACGAGAAGGUGAUGGAACACGCGGGCAAGAACCAAGUGUUGGUGUUUGUUCAUUCUCGGAAGGAAACGGGCAAAACUGCCCGUGCCAUUAGGGACAUGUGUCUGGAGAAGGACACCCUUGGAAAUUUCCUACGCGAAGGCUCGGCCAGUAUGGAAGUCCUGCGUUCCGAAGCCGAACAGGUGAAGAAUGCAGAGUUGAAAGAUUUGCUUCCGUACGGAUUUGCAAUCCAUCAUGCGGGAAUGACUCGCGUGGACCGAACCCUGGUAGAGGAUCUCUUCGCGGAUCGUCACAUUCAAGUGUUGGUUUCUACGGCUACUCUGGCGUGGGGUGUGAAUCUUCCGGCACACACCGUUAUCAUUAAAGGAACGCAAGUUUAUAAUCCCGAGAAAGGCCGUUGGGUUGAGCUGGGAGCGUUGGACGUCCUGCAAAUGUUGGGUCGUGCCGGUCGACCUCAGUACGAUACCAAAGGUGAAGGAAUCUUAAUCACCAACCACAGCGAACUUCAAUUUUACCUGUCCCUUUUGAACCAACAACUACCGAUUGAAUCGCAGCUUAUUUCCAAAAUGCCCGAUAUGUUAAACGCCGAGAUUGUCCUGGGAACGAUUCAAAAUGUCAAAGAUGCCGUCACCUGGCUCGGAUAUACCUAUCUGUACAUACGGAUGUUGCGUCAACCGACGCUGUACGGUGUUUCGUACGAUGCCAUCAAGGAGGACCCUUUGCUCGAACACUUCCGGGCGGAUUUGGUUCAUACGGCCGCUCUUCAUCUGGAGAAAAGUGGUUUGAUUAAGUACGACCGUAAAAGUGGACACUUCCAAGUGACGGAAAUCGGAAGAAUCGCUAGCCAUUACUACUGCACCCACGAAACCAUGCUGACCUACAAUCAACUGUUGAAACCGACCCUCAGCGAGAUCGAGCUGUUCCGAGUGUUUUCCCUAUCCGGCGAAUUCCGGAAUAUUACGGUUCGCGAAGAGGAAAAACUCGAACUGCAAAAGCUCAUGGAACGCGUUCCCAUUCCGAUCAAGGAAAGCAUGGAAGAAGCCAGUGCCAAAGUGAACGUUCUGCUGCAGGCUUACAUUUCGCAACUGAAACUGGAAGGCUUUGCGCUGAUGGCCGAUAUGGUUUACGUUACGCAGUCCGCAUCCCGAUUGUUGCGGGCGAUCUUCGAAAUUGUUCUGCACCGAGAAUGGGCUCAGCUGGCGGAUAAAUGUUUGACACUGUGCAAAAUGAUUGACCGUCGGAUGUGGCAGAGUAUGUCUCCGCUGCGGCAGUUCCGUAAAAUGCCGGAGGAAGUCGUUAAGAAGAUCGAAAAGAAAAACUUCCCCUGGGAACGGCUGUACGAUUUGGAGGCCAACGAAAUCGGAGAACUAAUUCGGGUGCCGAAGCUGGGCAAAACCAUCUACAAGUACGUUCAUCAAUUCCCCAAACUCGAGCUGUCCACGCACAUCCAACCGAUUACGAGAUCGACCCUUCGGGUGGAACUUACGAUCACUCCGGAUUUCCAGUGGGAUGAGAAAAUUCACGGUCAAUCGGAAGCAUUCUGGAUUUUGGUUGAGGACGUCGAUUCCGAAGUGAUCCUCCAUCACGAAUACUUCCUCCUGAAGGCAAAGUACUGUCAAGACGAUCAUCUGGUGAAAUUUUUCGUACCCGUCUUUGAACCUCUGCCGCCACAAUAUUUCCUGAGAAUCGUUUCCGAUCGUUGGAUCGGUUCGGAAACGCAACUGCCGGUGUCAUUCCGUCAUUUGAUUUUACCGGAGAAAAAUCUACCCCCGACCGAACUGCUCGAUUUGCAGGCACUGCCGAUCAGUGCCUUCCGGGAGCCAAGAUUCGAGCAGCUGUAUCGUUUUCCGCAGUUCAACCCGAUCCAAACGCAGGUAUUCAACGCGGUCUACAACAGUGAGGAUAACGUUUUUGUCGGUGCACCGACCGGAUCGGGCAAAACGACGAUCGCCGAGUUUGCCGUUCUGCGAAUGUUGAAGCAAAAUCCUCACGGUAGGGUUGUGUACUUGGUUUCGCGAGAUUCCCUUGCGGAACUGAUAUUCAUGGAUUGGCAUCAGAAGUUUGGUCAACAGUUGGAAAAGGAAAACCUUGGUUGCAAAGUCGUCAAGCUGACAGGUGAAACCGGAACGGACUUGAAACUCAUCGCCAAGGGUCAGAUAAUUGUGACCACUGCCGACAAGUGGGACAUUCUGUCGCGUCGUUGGAAACAAAGAAAGAACGUUCAAAACAUUCAGCUGUUCAUCGUGGAUGAGCUGCAACUGAUCGGAGGUGAAGAAGGUCCUGUGCUGGAGGUCGUUUGCUCUCGGAUGCGCUACAUUUCCUCACAGAUCGAGAAACAGAUUCGUAUUAUUGCUCUGUCCGCAUCGUUGUCCGAUGCACGAGAUGUUGCCCAGUGGCUUGGAUGUAAUGCGAAUGCCACUUUCAAUUUCCAUCCAAGUGUUCGCCCGAUUCCAUUGGAACUGCACGUUCAAGGAUUCAACAUAACCCACAACGCGUCGAGAAUAGCGGCCAUGUCUAAGUCUGUCUACAAUGCGGUCACCAAAUUCAGUCCACACAAACCGGUUAUUGUGUUUGUAUCUUCAAGAAAGCUGGCUCGUUUGACGGCGAUCGAUAUCCUAACGUACUGCGCUGCGGAAGCUCAGCCGAACCGUUUCUUCCACGCCGAAGAAGAGGACAUCAAACCGUUCUUGGAUCGAAUGUCCGAUAAAACUUUGAAGGAAACACUUUCCCAAGGUGUUGCGUAUAUUCACGAAGGGUUGACGGCAUCGGAUCAUCGAAUUGUGGAACAAUUGUUCGAUUCUGGUGCCGUACAGAUCGCUGUCGUUACCCGGGACCUUUGUUGGGGGUUGAACAUUACCGCGUAUUUGGUGAUAAUAAUGGACACGCAGUUCUACAAUGGUAAAAGCCAUUCCUACGAUGAUUACCCGAUAACGGAUGUUAUGCAAAUGGUAGGACGUGCGAACCGUCCAUUGGAAGAUGACGAUGCCAAGUGCGUUCUGAUGUGUCAAUCUUCCAAGAAGGACUUUUUCAAAAAGUUCCUCAACGAAAGCCUACCAGUGGAAAGUCAUUUAGAUCAUCGACUGCACGAUCAUUUUAAUGCUGAGAUUGUCACCAAAACCAUUGAAAACAAACAGGACGCCGUUGAUUAUCUGACGUGGACUUUCCUCUACCGACGGUUGACCCAAAAUCCCAACUACUACAAUCUGCAAGGGGUAACCCAUCGCCAUCUGUCCGAUCAUCUCUCGGAACUGGUGGAGACCACUUUGUCCGAUUUGGAACAAUCGAAGUGCAUCAGCGUGGAGGAUGAAAUGGACACUCUGCCGUUGAAUCUGGGAAUGAUCGCGGCCUAUUACUACAUCAACUAUACUACGAUUGAGCUGUUUAGUUUGUCGCUGAACAGCAAAACCAAAAUUCGCGGCCUGCUGGAGAUUAUUUCGUCCGCUGCCGAGUACGAGGAUGUGGUCGUUCGGCAUCACGAAGACAACAUACUGAAAAGUUUGGCCACACGAUUGCCCAACAAACUGACCGGACCGAACGGAGUGGCACCGAAAUACAACGAUCCACACAUCAAAACCAACCUUCUGCUGCAGGCCCAUCUGUCCCGGCUGCAACUCGGAGCCGAACUGCAGGGUGAUACCGAGCAGAUUCUGGGCAAGGCAAUUCGCCUCAUCCAGGCCUGUGUGGACGUGCUCAGCUCGAACGGUUGGCUUUCGCCGGCCGUCGCUGCCAUGGAACUGGCCCAGAUGGUUACGCAAGCUAUGUGGAGUAAGGACUCCUAUCUCAAGCAGCUGCCCCACUUCAGUGCCGACAUCGUGAAGCGCUGUCAGGAUAAGAAAAUAGAAACCGUAUUCGACAUCAUGGAACUGGACGAUGACGACCGAAUUCGACUGCUGCAACUGAACGAUCAGCAAAUGUCCGAUGUGGCACGAUUCUGCAAUCGCUAUCCGAAUAUUGAAAUGACCUUCGAAGUCGUCGAUAAGGACCGGCUUCACUCGGGCUCUUCCGUCAAUGUGGUGGUCAAUCUGGAGCGCGAAGACGACGUUACGGGUCCAGUGAUUGCACCAUUUUUCCCGCAGAAACGCGAGGAAGGUUGGUGGGUGGUUAUCGGUGAUCCCAAAACAAACUCGCUACUGUCCAUCAAACGGUUGACACUGCAGCAGAAGGCCAAGGUCAAGCUGGACUUCGUAGCACCUUCGCCGGGUCAUCACGAGUACACCCUCUACUACAUGAGCGACUCAUAUCUGGGCUGCGAUCAGGAGUAUGAGUUUAGCAUCAACGUGGGCGAUUUCCAGUCGGAGAGCGAAAGCGAAUCCGACUAGAAACAGCGUGACAUCCGAAAUGAUACACUCCGGAUGUUGGUGACCGACCUGUUGUUUAUUUUAGCCAUAAGCAAUUAUCCGGUACCAACGCUGAACAAAGAAAUAAACUCAAUUGGAAUGGAAAACUACCGCUUCCGGUCCAGAAAA